Molecule: messenger RNA, 1557 nt
Organism: Amphibalanus amphitrite
Lineage: Eukaryota; Metazoa; Arthropoda; Thecostraca; Balanomorpha; Balanidae
Product: ATP-dependent RNA helicase A-like
Exons: 2
Coding region: 174-1133 (319 amino acids)
Source: RefSeq, a predicted model, not a curated record
ACGGUGGAAUUUGUCCGCAUUUCGGCGCGGGGCGGGGAUUUUUGCCCGUCUGUCACGCAGUGCUCGGGUGUGGUAUAAAGCCUGGCGGAGAUGUGGAGCAGUCAGACCCUGAGGGCGCCCUCGGAGACCAGUGCAGCCCUCUCGACCCGCCCGCCGCCGCCGGGCCCGCAGCCAUGAAGGCCGUCUUUGCACUGCUCCUGCUGGCGGUGCUGGUCGCCCAGGGCUCUGCCCAGUUCGGAUUCGACGACGACCUCUUCGGUGACGAUUUAUUCGAUGAUGAUUUAUUCGAUGAUGACCUCUUCGAUGAUGACCUCUUCGAUGAUGACCUCUUCGACGAUGACAUCUUCGAUGAUGAUUUAUUCGAUGAUGAUUUAUUCGAUGAUGGUUUAUUCGAUGACGACAAUUUCGGCUUUGACGGCUGGCUGAGCCUGCUGAGAGGUCGCGGUCGCUUUGGAGGAAGGUACUUCUUCUCCCACUACUACCGGAUGCUGCGGCUGCUCAAAUACUACCGCCUCUUCGGAUACUUCGGUAGGCCCUACUACGGCCGUGGAUUCGGCAUCGGGGGCCGGCUCGGAGGACUUUUGGGAGGAAUCGGAGGACGGUUCGGAGGACGGUUCGGAAGCAAGUUCGGCGGAAUCAGAGGAAUUGGCGGGCUCGGCGGAGUUGGCGGGCUCCGCGGAAUUGGCGGGCUCCGCGGAGUUGGCGGGCUCGGGGGAGUUGGCGGGCUCGGGGGAGUUGGCGGACUCGGUGCGAUUAGCGGGUACGGAGGUCAGUUCGGAGGUCACCGAGGUAUUGGUCUCAGCGGUCUCCUGAGCGGAGGAAAGCUCGGAGGAGUCGGCGCUCUGGGCGGCGGCGGCGCCCUGGGCGGUGCCGGGUUCGUGGGAGGUCAGAGCUUCACCUCGUCAGGAUUCAACAGCUACUACCGUCCGUACGGGUACAACUAUAGGUACCCCCACUACUACCGGCAGCCCUAUUACAACCAGUACCGGCAGCCGUAUUACAGCCACUACAACUACUACCGGCCCAACUAUGGGUACAGCCACUACUAUAACCCAUACAACCAGUACUACUACGGAGGUCUCGGCCAGGCCAGAUCUGGGGUCUCGGCUGGAACUUCUAGCUAUGGAAAGUAGGCACCGCUAACUGUCGCUAAUAUUGAGAUCAGGGCGGUUUGUGUCACUGCAGCUAUAUGAACUGAAAUCGCUCACACAGUUUCAUUUAUUACGGGCUAAUAAUUCGUGUUCUUUGGGCAGUAAAUUGGAGCUGGGCUUUGCGUUUGAAAAAGCCACGAGAUGUGUACUUUGUACUGGCUCCACUUCCAGAGCAAGGCAUAAUGUUUCAGGAAAUACAGAAGUGUCUUGAUGAAUAAUUAAAACUUGGUGAAUAGGCUCAGUAUCACGCUUGUGGCAAUACAAAUCUGCGCUUGGAUUGCUGUAAGGUCAGGUAAAGGUUUUCACAAUUGGCCUCUAUCCAACUUCUUAUUUGUGUGUUCUGUGUAUGUAACCUAUCUUUAAUUAUGUCUGUGAUCUUGGCAUGACAAUAUACAUUGCAUGACAU